Molecule: messenger RNA, 4718 nt
Organism: Anguilla rostrata (American eel)
Lineage: Eukaryota; Metazoa; Chordata; Actinopteri; Anguilliformes; Anguillidae
Gene: mepceb
Product: methylphosphate capping enzyme b
Exons: 6
Coding region: 592-3087 (831 amino acids)
Biological process (GO): snRNA modification
Molecular function (GO): RNA methyltransferase activity; O-methyltransferase activity; snRNA binding
Source: RefSeq, a predicted model, not a curated record
GGGGCUGAACGCAGCGCGAGAUCCAGCAGCUCAAGCUUGGUCUACUUACUUGAGCGUAGGGGAGUUGAGAGAACGAGCUCACUAACAUACACACUCACACACAGACUGACUGCGAGUUUGAACUAUUUUUUUAUAUUACAAUCUAUCGAUUUUUGGAGGGGGGUCUUCCAGGCUUCAUUAUUUUGAUCCGUAUUAUACUUUUGUAUAAAAUGUAUUGAAUACGGAAACUUGCAGACGAGGUAAAAAAAAAUUUGCGCGCUAAGUCAGUUUUGGGUGGAUUUUUUUCAUUUUGUAGAAUAUACUGUCAUUCGAGAGGGAGGGCUGGGGCAGCCAAGCUUAAAAGAAGGCGGAGAGAGCGGCGACCAGGCGUUGUGUGUGAGAGAGCCCAUCGCUCUAUCCCUAUGUGAAUGUGUAGGAGGCGGGUUCAUACACGCGCGCAGAGGAGAGGGUGGAUUUACGUCGUUGGACGCACGCGUUUUCUCUCCUGGCUUUCUUGCAAAGCUUGUGAUGAGUGGCUUACUGGCUUGUGCUCCAAGCUUGUAGCUACUGUCAGACAGCGGGGAAGUUAUGCAGCCGGUGCUCUGAAGACGCAUGUCUUUUCAGUGUACUGUAGAUUAUGAAUUCAGGGAGCACGCCUACCGCAAAAUAAAUAAGACUAGUCUUUUAAGCAAAUCAAGAAAAUGGCAUUCCAGAUUAACCGUCAGCUCCAGAAUCAGUCUCCGCAGUACUGAGUGGAAGAUGAUCGAGAUGUCAGUGGACAAAGAGACUGUUUUAGCUGGUGAUGGAAGAGUGGACCCCAUGACGCAUCAGCAACCCCAACAGCUCACAGAAUGUACUGGAAGCUGCACUAAUGCCCCCAAAUCUUUGGUGGCCACAUCUGGUAGCUUGGAAGAUGGCACCGCUUGCACCGUAGCUGCUUUUUCGGGUAGUGUGGUUCUGACAGAGCAGCUGACUAAUGAAUCAAAUUCUUCUGGGGGCUGCAGCCGCACUGAAAGCAUGGGCCUAGGGCCUCGGAACCAUUUUCGCCCAAAAAACGGGCUGCAACAACCACAGCAGCAGCAGAAGAUGAACAAGCGCCGUUACAGCAUGAAUGUGGGUUUCAAGCACCCGGGCUUCAGCAAGAGGAGGCGGCGGGCUAACUCGGAGAGCGACCCGGUCUUGCCCACCAACUUCCUGCUGGGUGGAAACAUCUUUGACCCACUGAAUCUCAACAGCUUGCUGGACGACGAGGUGAACCGGGCCCUGAAUGCAGAGACGCCAAAGUCUUCGCCAUUGCCUGCUAAGAGUCGUGAUCCCGUGGAAAUACUAAUUCCCAAAGACAUCACAGACCCUUUAAACCUUAACAGUGCUGGGGGGAACAGUGAUAUCCUUGUGUCACCUUUGAAGAGCGGGGGCAGGAAGAGACAUCGUAACCGGCAUCAUGGAGGAGGAGGAGGAGGCAUGGCAACCGCACAGCUUGACCUCUCUUUGUCUGAGAGGGGUAAGCCCGCCGAGGGGUGUGUUGCAGCAGCUGGAGGGGCGUCCUUGCAAUCACUGCCUGCAUCCAGGGGUGCAGCAGCAAGUGUGGUUCCGGAGGCCCCCAAGGAGGGCGCUGUUAUCCACCUCACACCUGUUCCAGAGUCCCCUCGCCCAUAUGAGCUCAACACCUCUAUCAACUGCCGGGAUGAGGUUGUGCAGCCCAUCCUGCCACGCAGCCAGUCACAUGCUGUGACUAGCUCCACUGUCCAGUCUCAGGCACAAGGCUCGGCAAAUUCAGUCCCCGUCUCAUCCUCGGCCACCCACCAGCUUCCUUCAUCCCGGCACCGCAAGCGCCGGCGCACGUCCAGCAAGUCCGACUCAUCGAUCACCCCCACCCAGCCGGCUAAGAAAGGGAGCGUGGAAAAGGGGCGAGGACCUGGUUCAGGGAAGCGACCACAAACCUUCCAUACACCAGUAGGGGGCGGUCGAGCAGGGAGCCUCCCUGCAAGUGGUAAGUCUGGCCACCAGCAGCCUCGGAAUCGUCGCAAACAGCAGAAGUUCCAGUAUGGCAACUACAAUAAGUAUUAUGGCUAUCGCAACCUGGGUCUGAGUGAGGACUCGCGGUUGCGCGUGCUGAAGCCGGAAUGGUUCCGGGGCAAAGCAGUGCUAGACCUGGGCUGCAACACAGGCCACGUGACCCUCACCAUCGCCACCAACUGGCGCCCUGCCCGCAUUCUAGGCCUGGACAUUGACGGCGGACUGAUUCAUGCGGCACGACAGAACAUCAGGCACUACCUGUCGGAGUUGCAGGCACAAGAGGCCCGACGGACUGCGGUGGGGUGGCAGGCGGAGGAGGGAACAGGAGUCAAAACCCAGGAGGGGGGAUUGAAGGAGAGGAAGAAGCACAGGAUCCAGGAGCAGAAAGCAAAGGUGACUGAAAAGGGAGGAAACAAAAUGGAGGACAAACAGGAAGCAGGACAAAAGCAAGAAGAGGUUACACCAAUGGACACUUCAGGUCCCACAGAAAAGAGGGGUACAGGGAAGGCGGGGAAGGCAGGAAAGGUGGGACUGACAGAACGUGUUGUGGCCUCUAGGGAGCCCCUUGGAGGUCCCGUGAGCAUAGGCCGCCCUUUUCCUAUUUCACUGCGGAUCUGUAGGGGCCCCAUUGCAGCACCCCCCCUUUUACGCACCAUCCCUGGGGACUUCCCUGCCAAUGUCUCCUUUGUCAAGGGAAACUACGUCCUGGAGAGUGACGCGCUCCUGCACACCCAGCAGCCGGAGUAUGACGUUAUCCUGUGCCUGAGCAUGACCAAGUGGGUGCACCUGAACUGGGGCGACGGUGGGGUGCAGCGCCUCUUCAAACGGGCCUUCAGGCACCUGCAGCCUGGAGGAAUCUUCAUUCUGGAGCCACAGCCAUGGGCCUCGUACGGAAAGAGGAAGAGGCUCACGGAGACCACCUAUAAGAAUUACUACAAUAUCCGCUUCAAGCCAGAUCGGUUCACCUCCUACCUGACAUCAGAAGUGGGCUUUUCCAGCUAUGAGCUCCUUGGCACGCCUAAGAGCUCCUCCAGAGGAUUUCAGAGGCCUAUCUACCUGUUCCACAAAGGACCGUCUUGCUCAAGGAAAUGACUCAUUUGGAAGAUGAACAAACAUGGAACCUGAAAAGAAUCAAGACUUCAUUCAUCCACCUAUAUCUGAAAAGCCAGCAUAACCUUUUUUUUUUUUUUGAUGGAUAUUUUUAACUUUUGAAAAAUGGAAUGGGAGAGGUUUGGAAAAAGGGGGAGAAAGUAGAGGGAAGAUAAAUGCUAAGGUGUACAUCCAACAGACAUGCUUUAGAUUUAUUUGCCUGUUUAACAGAAACUUGUAAUUUUUUUUAAGAUUGUGAAAAACUCAGAACAGACUACUAACAAAUACACACACACAUACACAGCAUUGAAAGCAUUAUGCUCCAAUUCUACGGUUUCUAUAUAAAAGUGCAGCUACAAAUCUUUCUUUGUGAGAAAAUGGGUAUUAUCCUCACGCGUUUGUUUCUCACUGUGGAUCUGCAUCUGUUCGAGGUGAUAACACUGUAAAGAUGUGACAGCUCACUCUGUUCAGUGUCGGUCCCUGUUCACUGGCACACAGUGCUUUAUGUAACUGCCAGCUUCUGAAGCUGCUGGGUGAUGAGAUCACUUUCAUUCCCUCUGACCGGGGGAGUCUCAUAGAAGAACUGAUGAGGGGUGCCCAACUUGGUCCUUGGUCAAGCUGUGGUUGUCUUUUGAAGGGGUGGUUUUCUUUUGCCAGCUCGGAUGAACCACCCAUGUUCAGUGUAAAACCUUAGCUUUAUUCUGGACAGAGCAAGGUAAAUAAGUGCAUUGAGGACAGGCAGCUUCGGGUUUCUGUGCCGCUACCUCAGUGCUAAGACCUUUGGAACAUUGUCACAAAACAUUGUACUCAUUCUGAGAAUGUGUCAGCUGAGGAGGUUAACUUAUGGGGCGCAGACAUGACCCGCCCACCCCCAAGGAAAGUGAUCGAAACAACACCUGAGGUGUGACUGAAAACCAGGUGGUCCUGGAAGCCUCAAACCGUGAUGCCAAACAAAGGCCUGAAGCAGUACAGCCUGUCCAGCCAGCAUGGGCUUGCACAACACGUGCCGAUUGUACUGCAGGCCUCUAGUGCUGUGGAGGACACACCGUUGGACUGUAUCGCUCCAUUUUCAAAGACCUGUUGAAUCCAGGCCACACUCAAGAGAGGAUGACAUUUCGGUGCAAAACGACCCUAAUCUUACACAUUGUAGACUGUUUAUUCUGCAACCAACUCUUGUGCAUCAAAAAAAUAAUUAAAAGGAGCACUGCUUAUCUUGAUACUCACCAGGUCUAACCCGUUUUGGAAGCCUGUUUUUACAUUUUUUGGAUUUGUUGGGACUAUUAGAUGCUGAACAUGACUUUUGGUUGAGAGAAGAAUGGUGCCAUGUGGAUCAAAUGUGUGGGGACCACGUUUUCCCCCUCAGCAUUAAAUCAUAGCACUAUUCUCAUCUGUAUCAACUGCAUCAUUUUGCUGUGAAACCUCAGAGCGUUGGUCAUCAAUGUGUUUCUCGUGUAUUUUUUAACUACAUUUGGAGGAACACAGUUCAGCUUGGUUUGUGUGUGAGUUUGAGUGACAGGGAGGUCCGUACUCAUUUUAAGAUCAUCUUCCCUCCAGACGGUCACAAUUUAAAGGUUUUUGAAAACGUUCAAUGUUUUAAACAAUGAAGAGAAAAAAUAAACCUGUUUCCAAUUGGA